Polistes dominula (European paper wasp) is the source of this 1388-nucleotide messenger RNA. It is a transcript of the gene Arp6, whose product is annotated as Actin-related protein 6. The record is from RefSeq and is a predicted model, not a curated record. NCBI's taxonomy places the organism in Eukaryota, Metazoa, Arthropoda, Insecta, Hymenoptera, Vespidae.
AAAUUUUUUUUCAUAAUUAGGAAAAAUUACGUGUUAUCAAUAUUUAGAAUUAAUUGCUUAUUGAGGUUACACAAAUAAAGUUGCAAGAGUCGUUUGAAUUUCCCGCUCGAUUCAAAUGGGGGAACAUGGCGCAGGUGCUUGCAUGCUGAAAAGAACGAUGUUACAUAAAUUCAACAUGGCUAAUCCUGCAUUUAUUUUGGAUAAUGGAGCAUACACAGCAAAAAUUGGACUUUCCACAGAAAAUCCCAAGGUAGUUCCUAAUUGUAUAAUGAAGGCAAAAAGUGAACGCAGAAGACCAUUCAUAGGAAGUCAAAUAGAAGAAUGUAGAGAUGCAUCUGGAUUAUUUUAUAUUUUGCCAUUUCAAAAAGGAUAUCUUGUCAAUUGGGAUAUUCAAAAAACUGUUUGGGAUUAUAUAUUUUCUAAAGAAUGUUGUCCAGUUAAUUUAAAUCAACUUUCUGUCAUAAUAACAGAACCACUAUUUAAUUUUGCAAGCAUUCAAGAAGCCAUGACUGAAAUAUUUUUUGAAGAAUAUGAAUGUCAAAGUCUUCUCAGGGUUAAUACCAGUAGUCUUUCAUGCUAUAAUUAUAGGAGUGAAAAGCCUGGUACCAAAUGUUGUAUAAUAGUCGAUAGUGGAUAUAGUUUUACACAUAUUGUUCCUUACAUAAAUGGUAGUAAAAUUAAGGACGGUAUAAGAAGAAUAGAUGUGGGUGGCAAACUUCUUACUAAUCAUUUGAAAGAAAUAAUAUCUUAUCGUCAGUUACACGUUAUGGAUGAAACAUAUGUAAUAAAUCAAGCAAAAGAAGAUUCUUGCUUUGUAUCGCAAGAUUUUUACAAAGAUAUGGAAUCUGCUAAAAAAAAGUUAGAGAAUAAUGAUAUCGUCAAGGAUUACGUUUUGCCAGAUUAUACAACAUUGCGACGUGGUUUUCUUAAAAAUCCAGAAGUUUCUAAUGAACAGCAAGCAGUUCGUUUGAGUAACGAACGUUUUGCUAUACCUGAAAUUCUUUUUCAUCCAUCUGAUGUUGGUAUUCGACAAAUGGGUAUACCUGAGGCUAUCAUAGAUUGCUUGAAAGCUUGCGAUGAAGAAACAUGGCCACACCUUUUAUCUAACAUAGUACUAACUGGUGGAAAUGCCAAAUUUCCAGGUUUUCGAGAUAGAGUUUAUAAAGAAGUUAGAAGUCUUGCAUCAUUUGAUUAUACGAUUAAUGUUUAUUCACCAGAGAAUCCGAUCACUUAUGCAUGGUAUGGUGGAAAAACGCUAUCAAAAGAUGCAAUAUUUCCUAGUCUUCUUGUGACAAGAGAAGAGUAUGAAGAGGAAGGACAAUCACAUUGUUUUGAAAGAUUUGAUGUUUAAUAAAAUUGUUUAAAUAAAAAGAAAAAUAAUAUUUUUA